AUGGUUAAAGCUUUAGUCUUCCUGAGCUUCUUCCUGGCUGCCAGGGCAGCGGUAGACCCCGACCUGGUCGGCACCUGGUCAACGAAAUCGCGCCAGGUUAUCACAGGACCGGGAUUUUAUGAUCCUGUAAAUGAGAAGUUCACGGAACCGUCGCACACAGGCAUAUCUUACUCGUUUACAGAGGAUGGAUACUACGAGGAGGCUUACUAUCGCGCGGUCGCCAACCCAAGUUCGCCCGAUUGCCCCCAAGGCAUCAUUCAGUGGCAGCACGGAACAUACUCGAAGGAGCCUAAUGGAUCCCUGGUCUUAACGCCCUUUGCCGUGGAUGGACGUCAACUUCUAUCGAAUCCAUGUGCUAGUGAUCUGUCAGCGUAUACCAGAUACAACCAGUCAGAAUUGUUCAAGCAAUACGAGAUACAGACUGAUAAAUUCCACAAUGUUCUCCGCCUGAACUUGUACCAAUUCGAUGGUACGCCGGUCAUUCCGAUGUACUUGGUCUAUAGACCACCGCAAAUGCUCCCAACACAGACACUGAACCCUAUCGCCCAAAAAACUGGUUCCGCCAGAAAGGCGAAGAGAGACCUUAUCGAUGAAGAGACUAUUGAGCCGUUGAACAAGCAUGCGUUUGUGAAGCGAUCAGAACCUGAAGCGAUUGAUAAGUGGUGGUGGUUUGGGCUCUUUAUGACCUCAGCUGGCGGCCUGGCCCUGCUCCUGAAGUGA
Messenger RNA from Paecilomyces variotii, 720 nucleotides. Its product is annotated as chaperone for protein-folding within the ER, fungal-domain-containing protein. NCBI's taxonomy places the organism in Eukaryota, Fungi, Ascomycota, Eurotiomycetes, Eurotiales, Thermoascaceae. Bases 1 to 720 code for a protein of 239 amino acids. Gene Ontology annotation, biological process: 'de novo' protein folding. The transcript is spliced from 4 exons. Gene Ontology annotation, cellular component: endoplasmic reticulum membrane; endoplasmic reticulum. The record is from RefSeq and is a predicted model, not a curated record.